AUGGUGGGGGGAGACAGACAGAUCCAAUAGUUCAAGAUCUUAUUUAAGAUUUCAGAGAAAAAAGUAAAUUGCUCUACCGAUGGCCUCAUUAUUUCCCCUAUGAGACUUAAAAAGAAUAUGAUGUACGAUAUGAACCUCUAAUUUAUUGCCAAUUUAGCCAAAUGA
Messenger RNA from Stylonychia lemnae, 165 nucleotides. Lineage: Eukaryota; Ciliophora; Spirotrichea; Sporadotrichida; Oxytrichidae. The record is from the annotation of a GenBank genome assembly.